GCAGUUCUCAUUGAUAUCCCUUGGAAUAGGAGCAACGCGAUGCGAGCUGAUGCGCUCCUUGAGCGUGCAACGCGCUGUGCCAGCCUGGAUCUGCAACGCAGUGGUUUCGUACCCUCCGCUGCGGAGGCUCUGGCGAUCAACGAGAUCACGACCGAACUGGAAUCAGAAGUGCCAAAACUUGAUGCCGAGAUCCGUCGACUCUCUCAGCUCCGCGCACAGAUCCUUCAGCAGCGCGAUAUCCAUAAGUCUAUCGUCUCCCCUGUUCGCCGCCUCCCGCCCGAAACGCUCUGGGAUAUAUUCCUCGAGCUCGUCGAUGAGGAGAUUUGGGCCGGCGACGCGGUCUUCAUCGUUCGGCACGUUCUGUCAUGUGUCUGCGCCUCCUGGCGCGCCGUCGCGCGAAGUACGCCUGCGCUUUGGCAGAGAAUUCCUACGCAGCUACAUUCAGAGGCAAUGUCGCCUGAGUGGGUGGACUACGCGAAGCACGCUGCUGAGAGCGCGACGCUUGCUGGUGGUCUACCGCUCGAGAUCCACCAUCAGGACGGAAGUCGGGAUGCUCCCUUCCUCGAUGUUGUCGAGCAGUUGGCGCCACACCUUGCGCGGGUAGAGGCAAUCUGUGUCCAAGGGCGAUUCUCGCUCUUUGAGGCGCUCCGAGCCACCAGCCUUCCCGCUCUGCGCGAAGUAUUUAUGGAGAUGCGCGGCCAGCCAACGACCCACCCUAUGCAUUUCCUGACCGCAUCCCCUGCGCUGCUCAGCCUGGACGUGCAGUACUUCAACGAAUCCGAAUAUCCACUGCUCAAUUCGCUUCAUCUACCAGCCCUCCCCAAUCUGACGGAGCUGUCUCUGGAGAUCCAUGCGACAAUCUCACGAACGACGCUUCUCAAAGCGCUGAGCGCAUGCGCCGGCACUCUCGUUGAGCUCAGCUUGCGCCUGUCGCUCACUGAUGCUCUUAUGUCCGGCGAGUCGCCAGCGUCAAUUGAGCUUAUAAGCCUGAACGCUCUACGCACCCUCUGCUUUGGGAACGGCGCUUACGAUAUCUUGGACACCAUCGCCGCGCCCGCAUUGAAACACGUUGGCCUGCAUGCCGUGUCCGAACUUCUCGAUGGGGACCCUUUUCCGACCCUGGGCGCCUUCCUCUCGCGCCCCUCCGCACCCCGCGGGCUCGAGAAGCUGACUCUGGCCGUUUCCAUUGGCCAAACGGGGACAUUCCUUCGGUGCUUGGAGCAGAUGGAAGAGCUCACUCAUCUGAGUAUCCACAGCGCUGCGUUCAACGGCCUGGCGCACGAGAGCGUCUUCGCGCGGCUGACGUGCGUGGACAAUGCGCCGCCGCUCCUCCCGCGGCUCACCUCGUUCGAGACUUCGCUCCCACCGCCGGACCGGCGGUCCCCGCGGGCGGAGAGUAAGCUGCAGGAGAUGAUCGCGUCGAGGAGGGUGCCGCGCGUAUGCGCGUCGCGUGGGGUAGCGGCGCUCGAGGAGGUGGAGGUCAAGUUGGGUGGUAUUGAAGAGGACCGGUCCGACGGGAGUGAUGCGGAAGAGGAUAGCGAAGGGGAGGAUGAAGAGGAAGGGGAGUCAUCGUAGUUUUGUGUUACUGGUAGGUUGCCGACACUGAAAUGCGGCCCGGCCCCAUGCUAGCUUGAAUCGGGGGCAAGUGAUCACAUAUCUUGGGGUUGAUGACAAACCUGAAUAGAUACUGUCAAUGUCAUAGAGUCGAGGUCCUAACCUCGACUCGAUUCGAGAUCCAU
This is a messenger RNA of Schizophyllum commune H4-8, 1739 nucleotides long. RefSeq lists its product as uncharacterized. The transcript is spliced from 2 exons. NCBI's taxonomy places the organism in Eukaryota, Fungi, Basidiomycota, Agaricomycetes, Agaricales, Schizophyllaceae. The coding region runs from base 40 to 1575 and encodes 511 amino acids. The record is from RefSeq and is a predicted model, not a curated record. Gene Ontology annotation, molecular function: protein binding.